Messenger RNA from Ipomoea nil (Japanese morning glory), 1272 nucleotides. RefSeq lists its product as uncharacterized. The transcript has a single exon. NCBI's taxonomy places the organism in Eukaryota, Viridiplantae, Streptophyta, Magnoliopsida, Solanales, Convolvulaceae. The coding region runs from base 7 to 1272 and encodes 421 amino acids. The record is from RefSeq and is a predicted model, not a curated record.
UAAGAAAUGGAGCGCAAGCAGGGGUUCUUCUCGGCGUUGAAGGAAGACGUGUUUCGGGGAUUUUCUCCGGCGAGGAGGAGGAGGAGGAGGAGUAUCAUCAAUAGCAGCAGCCAUUUCGUCUCUAGAUCCACCCUGACGCCGCUGAUGGAGGGUCCGGAUACGGACGGGGAGCAACCGAAGCGGGUCGGGUCAGGAAUCUGCCGGUGGGUGAAGGGACAACUCACGCGAACUCCCUCCGUCUCCGACCUCGAUCUCCGGCUGCUAAUGGGCGCCCCUCUCGCGCCGGUGCACGUUAGCACCUCCGACCCUCUCCCUCUUCUCACCCUAAACGACAUUAUCAAAACCUCGUCUGCCCAGUACAUUCUGCAGCAGUAUAUUGCGGCUUCCGGAGGGCAGAAAAAACUCCAGAAUUAUUCAGUCAAGAACGCUAGUUACGCCAGGGGAAAGCUUAAGAUGUUGUGUUAUGAGAUCCAAACUCCUACUACGAAAACAGUGAAGAAGAGUAGAAAUGGUGGGUUUGUGAUCUGGCAAAUGAACCCAGACAUGUGGUUCAUGGAGCUUGCGAUUGGAGGAACCCAGAUUCAUGCAGGCUGUAAUGGCAAGAUUAUGUGGCGGCAAACUCCAUGGCUGGGUGCUCUCCCGGCAAAAGGACCCGUUAGGCCACUGCGACGAGCCCUUCAGGGUCUGGAUCCAAAAACAACCGCUACUAUGUUUGCCAAUGCUAGAACCAUAGGAGAGAAGAACAUCAAUGGCGACGACUGUUUCAUCCUCAAGCUCUCUUCUGAUCCUCAGACAUUGAAGGCCAGGACUGAAGGAUUAUCAUCUGCAGAGAUCAUAAGACACGUCGUUUUCGGAUACUUCAGCCAGAAGUCUGGGCUCCUCGUACAUAUCCAAGAUUCUCAGCUCACCCGCAUCGAAUCGAAUGGGGAAGAUCCAGUGUAUUGGGAAACAACCAUAAGCUCUUUCCUGGACGAUUACCGUCCGGUUGAAGGAAUCAUGAUUGCCCACUCUGGUCGGUCUACUGUGACUCUCUUCCGGUUUGGGGACACGGCGGUGAGCCAUACGAAGACCAGCAUGGAAGAAGCUUGGACAAUUGAAGAGGUGGGCUUCAACAUUCCAGGCUUAUCAUUAGACUGUUUCAUCCCCCCUGCUGACUUGAGACAAUCAGCAUCUUUAAACCAAUCGUUUCAACUUCCUCAGAACGAAAGCGAUGAUAGGAAUUCAAUUGCAGUUGCAGCUCAGUGUGAUAUGAUGGCAGUGUUGAUAAUGUGA